UUUAUAUAAUUCCUUAUUUAUCUCUAAUGUCGCGUGCAUUCUCCAAUAAAUUGUAUGAUAGAAAGGUUCAGUGGGAACAUUUUUGUAUAACUUUGCCAAAGAGAAACUCUUAGCAGCAAGAGUUUGCUUAUAUUAUAGCAAAAUGCGAAAUUAAUGUUGGCUUAUACACAGUGUAUUCAAAAAGUUCCGGGACUGGUCGCACACAGAUCAAACAACGCCAUGUAUCGACUCCUCUUUAAUAUCAAGCUUCUACAUAGUCUCCCGCCAAUUCGAUACAACGCUUGGAACGAGUCUUCAGGUCCAUCAUCGCCUUCUGGAACGCCUCCACUGGAAUACUGUUCAGUUCCUUUGUCACCGCCUUUUCAAUCGCCUCUACUGACUCAUGUCGAUGUCCCUUCAUCUUCAAUUUUAGCUUGGAAAAACAAAAAAUAGUCUGGGGGGGACAGAUCAGGUGAGUUUUGGAAUGACUUUUACAACGAAUGCGGCGUGUGAGGCCAAGUAGUCCCGUCUGGGCCGUUGAGCGGUUCACACGUCUUCCGACGGAAGAUAAAAUUUUUGAUCCUGCGGGAUUGAAUCAUCCAAUAGGGAUUGCAUCAUCCCGCGCGAGACUCGGUAGUUGGGCCUCUGCAUUGUGUGACACGUUAGGAGAUUUAUAUCAUCAACUGUAAUCUCCACACUAUUGCCUAUUGGAUAGCCAUGGCCGUAUCGGUUCGCUUAGUGCGACCAAGUGCCAAAUAACCGGAGGAAGAAGAAGAAGUGUGAGGCCAAAAGUGUUGGAGAGCGGAGAGUGGUGGCUGUUGCACGACAAUGCACCGGCUCUCAAGUCCAUUGUUGUACAGGAGUUCUUGACGAAAAGAUCAGUGAAAAUCUCAGAAACCUUUUUAUAACAUGUCGGACCUUACGACAAAGGACAGAUACAGCUUUGAUAACAUGAGCGCCGGCAGAUUGCCGACGCAGAAUGUCGCACUGCCAAAGUCUCAGCCAGUGCGUCUCAAGGCGCUACUGCAUUGGUGCGAGAACGACGAGGACGACGACGACGAGAGCGAGAAGAAGUCCGACCGGUCUGAGGACGAGUUGGAUCUUGACGAGCCUGUGCCGCACGACGAUUCUGCCGAGGAUGCUCUACAGGAAAUGCUUGUACCUAAAUCGGGCAUCGAUUCCUCAUUGAACGAGUCAUCAGACGAAGUCUUCAAAAUUACAUCGCCGAAAGAAGUUGUGGCUAGCGCUCCUUCUGUACAAAGAGAAACAAGCUUUGCAACCGAUAGAGAGCAAUGUAGAGUUAGCGAUGUGAGCGAUCCGAGUAAACUAGAGCUUUGUAGCUCUAAACACGAAGAAAACACGCAGGAGUAUCACAGUGGGACGUUUGCUUCGAGGAAUCAGGCUGACACCGCUCACAAUCGCUCGACAAAUCUAACGUUACCCCCGUCGUCGCUUUUGGUUUACAAAGGGGAUUACAACACGAAGCUCGAUACGAACAGGAAUCUGCAACCGAUCCCGAACGCUCCGACGGACUCCACCGGCUGCGCGUUUCAGACGUCCGAGAACCCGAUGAAUUCCGCGAGAUAUAGCUCGCAAAAGAAUAUCACCAAGUACGAAGCGGACGGGAAGUACACGCCGGCGAAGAGUACGCGGUGCGCGGAAUUUAGCACACCCUCGCUGGGGGAAGCGAGUAAGUUGACUAUGAUCAAUCGCCUGAUCUCGGAAACUCCGUUGAAGCACGCACAAGCCAGCGUGCAUCCGAGUCCGUGCACGUCGCACAAGCAACUGUUCCAAACUCCGCAUAAUAAACUGGCUGGCGAUCCGACAAAGAAUCAUGUCCAGACUCCUUCCACGAUAUUGUCCAGCUGGUAUUAUAAUAGACACACACCAAUGGAGGGCAAGAGCUUCGUCGCGAGGGACCACGUGCAAAUGCCCAAGAAUACGAUUCAUACACCUAUCGUAGAGACACCGGAGUUGUCGAGGUACUUCGGAAUGGAUCCAAAAAACGUAAAGCGACCUUUAACGGAUGCUCCGUUGGUGCACGGUGAUUCCUUGGCUCAUCCUCUGGGAUCAAAGCCGCUUCCGUUGCACACGCGUGUUGAGACAAAAGGCAUCGUGUCUGAGUCACAGUCGCAGGAGGAUAGAAGUAAAAAGACGGUUGGACUAUCAGAUAUAAAAUUAAUGCAGACAGAAACAAAUUGCGAUAGUGUUUGUCGUGCGUUAUAUUCAGAUCUGAAAUCGGCGAAUCCUAGCGAGGAGGUGAAGGAGAACAAACAGUCUACCAUACUAGGAAAUGGUCGGAAAACUGUACAGGACAAAAAUGAGGGUAAACCGAUGAUAAUCGGUUCCAACGCCGACGUAAAACUAGUACAAAAUUCUCGAAACUACAGCGAGAAGCAUAACGUCGUUGCGAAUGCGGACUGCAAGAGUCACUCUGUCCGCGAGAGGCAAUGCAAGGAGAUGCAACAGAUCGCGGAUAAAGUGGCAAACGUGCAGUUCACCGUACCGUCGAAUAUUCCUUCGCAAUGUCAAGGCAAGACGUUGAUCGUGAAAGGUAAAGAGUACUCGAUCCUAGGCACCAUCGGUCGCGGAAUGUGCGGCGAGAUUCUGCGAGUGCAGGAUAUAUCCUGCGGUGAGUUGCGCGCUGUCAAAUGCGUCAACUUGAGCAAAAUGGACAAGGACUCGGCCCAAGGUUGCCUAGACGAGAUCUCCAUGUUGCAUAAGUUGCAGGCACCCUGCGUUAUUAAAAUGUUCGACUAUCAAAUUAAAGAUAGUAUGGUUUACGUGGUGAUGGAAAUGGGCGAAACGGACUUCAGUCGAUUCCUGAAAUCCAUGUCUCAAGAGAAGCAAAUAUCCAUUGUCAUGAUUCUAUAUUACUGGGUUCAAAUGCUUACGGCUGUAAAACACAUACACGAACAUGGAGUUAUUCAUUCGGACUUGAAACCAGGGAAUUUUGUACUAGUGCGAGGCCGGCUGAAAUUAAUAGAUUUCGGAAUUGCCUCCAGUAUAAAUUCAGAUAUGACAUCUGUUGUAAAAAAUAAUCCGAUUGGUACGUUAAACUACAUCAGUCCGGAAGCCUUGAUGGACAUUGGUGGAAGCUCUGACUCGCCUACGCACAGUGUUAAAUAUAAGAUAAGUUUCAAGUCCGACGUGUGGUCAUUAGGAUGUAUAUUGUACGGUUUGGUGUACGGAUACACGCCUUUCCACCAUAUACGUUCUCAGUGGGCGAAGGUGAACGCUAUAACUAAUCCGAAACCGAACAUUUCGUUCCCGGUCACGACAAACGGCGAAGACCGUCAGAAUUGUGAGCGCGUGCCGCCCGUUUUAAUCGACGUGAUGCGGAAGUGUCUUCAGCACGAUCCGAGAGCAAGACCCACGGUGUCGCAACUGUUGCAGGUGCAAUAUAUGCCUACCACGCAGAAUACCGUACAGACCUUGCCCCUCAAUCUCCCGAUGAAUGUCCUCAUGAAGAUAAAACAGGCUGUGAACGAAGACGAAUGGCGACUGUUGGUCCAGGCAUUGGACGCAAACAGACAUACGUUAUGAUAUUGUAAUAAUAACUUGUCGAUUAAAACUGAUGUACAUAAAAGCGUUUGUAUAUACAUACAUAUAAGACAA
This is a messenger RNA of Vollenhovia emeryi, 3597 nucleotides long. RefSeq names its product serine/threonine-protein kinase MPS1 (gene Mps1). Gene Ontology annotation, cellular component: kinetochore; spindle; nucleus. Bases 889 to 3525 code for a protein of 878 amino acids. The record is from RefSeq and is a predicted model, not a curated record. Gene Ontology annotation, biological process: mitotic spindle assembly checkpoint signaling; peptidyl-serine phosphorylation; meiotic spindle assembly checkpoint signaling. Gene Ontology annotation, molecular function: ATP binding; protein serine/threonine/tyrosine kinase activity; protein serine/threonine kinase activity. Lineage: Eukaryota; Metazoa; Arthropoda; Insecta; Hymenoptera; Formicidae. The transcript has 8 exons.